GACGCCCCGCUAAGCUUAAAAGGAGUCGGUUUGCGGUCUUUGAGUGAAUUUAAAGGCCAUCCUAAAACUUCCAGAAUGACCUAUUAGGCUUCUGUAUUUUGAGAAAAGUUAUCUUUCUGGUUAGAAUUUCAAAACCUGAUUACUUGUCUCAGCUGUUGCCAGGAAGAGUUUGGAUAUUUCUUCGUAUAAUGAUUACAAGCUUAGAUGAUAAAGAGGAAGAAGAAGUCACCAUCCAUACUGCUGUAAAGCGAGGUGAUUUAAUUUUGCUUAAAGAGAUGAUUUCAAAUGGGGCAAGUGUCAAUGAAGUGGAUAAACAGUCAUUUACACCACUACAUUGGGCGGCUAACGUAGGUGCUAUUGAGAUUCUGCAAUAUUUAUUAUGGAAAAAUGCUGACCCAUUAUUUGUUACUAAGAAUGGAUGGACUGCUGUUCAUAUUGCUGCUAUUCGAGGCUAUGAGAACUGUAUUCAAUCACUGGCUGACAGAGGUGUAAGUCUUUCUGCUAAGGACAAGUAUGGUCAAACUCCUGGUCAUAUGGCUUCAAUUCAUGGAAAUUCUGGAAGUCUUUUAACUCUAUUACGUGCUGGUGCUGAUGUAGAAACAGUGGAUUCAAAUGGAUGGACAAUGUUACACGCAGCAUCAUUCCAUGGACGACUUGGAUGUGUACAAGUACUACUUAGAUGGGGUUUACGAAUAGAGGAUUCUGAUAAGGCUGGAAAUAAUGCUGCCCAUCUCGCAGCAAUGGAAGGUCAUCUACCAGUGUUACAGUGUUUAGUCAGUCAAAUCAAAACACCUAUAGACAUGCUUGAUACUCCUAAUGAUGAUGGAGAAACUGCUGAAGUUUUAGCUAAACGAUUUUUAAAACAUGAUGUUCAAACGUAUAUUAACAAACUUAGAACAGAACAAACAUUUCACAGACUAUCGGGAAAUUAUGAGCAGUUGGCGUUCCCAGCCCAUUCAGCAGCUUAUUCUGGUGAUUUAGUUCAACUACGUGCAUUGAUAGAAUCGGGAACGGUGAAAAUUGAUGAAAGAGACGAACAAGGUGCCACUCCAUUACACAAAGCUGCAGGUCAAGGACACAUUAAAAUAGUUCAAUGGCUUAGAGAAAAUGGUGCUGAUCCAAGACUGAGAAAUUCAUUGGGUGAGUCACCUGCUGAUGUAGCCAGAAGAUAUGGUCAACUGGGAACAUUAAAACUGUUAUUGCCUAAAUCUUCUGGAGAAGAUGAAAAUAAUGAUAUAUCUGAUAUGGAUUUGCCAUCUGAUAUUCCAUAUGGUUAUACUGAAGGGGAAAAAAUGCCUCAACUUAUAAUGGAUAAAAAUGUUGCACUCGGUCGAGCUAAAAAAAGGAUUGAAAAAAUUGAACGUAUGUUAGAUUUAGCAAAAUCAGAUUACAAACAAUUGGGUGGUCCAUUAGAUGAAGAGGAAAAACAAAGAAAUAAAAUUCUUCAAGAAAUUGAUCGGAAUUACGAAAAGCAAAUUGAAGAGCUGAAAGCAACUUUGGAAUGUGAACGUAUUCGUCGUGAGAAAUUAGAAGCACGUUUAGAUGAGUCAAGACGUGAAGUUGCAAAGUUAAGCAUGCAGUUGAAUGAAGGUGGUCAGGAUCAAUAUGACAGUAAUAUCACAGUUAAACCAAGAGGUCAAGUUACUCAAGAUUUACAAAGCAUCAAAAGAAUGAACAAAUUUGAAGACAGUACAAGUAGUGUUAGCGCCAGUACAUACAGCAGUAGAUCGAAAACAAAUGAUAGUUUAAAGGCUAAAAGAUUAAAUUAAUUACUUCUCCAACUAAUCAGGAUAAAACAUUAUCAGAUAAUAAGUUAUUCGAUUGUGUACAUGAACAAUUCUUAGAAAACAAUUGACGUUGAAGAGACGUAGUGAAUUUUUGUAUUUCCAUUACAUUAUGAACUAUGCAUCUAAUUCAAAAGGAUAGAGUUAAACACACUAAAGAUAAUUGUAUCAUUUGCUAGCCGUUUAAAGCUUUUUCUAAGUAAACUAAUCUAUUUGUUCACUGAUAUUUGUUGUGUAUGAUGCUGAAAUCGGCUGUCUUUUACCAUUAACAAUAAAAACACUUCAUUGACA
Heterobilharzia americana is the source of this 2075-nucleotide messenger RNA. NCBI's taxonomy places the organism in Eukaryota, Metazoa, Platyhelminthes, Trematoda, Strigeidida, Schistosomatidae. The record is from the annotation of a GenBank genome assembly.